Messenger RNA from Dothidotthia symphoricarpi CBS 119687, 2138 nucleotides. Its product is annotated as SSrecog-domain-containing protein. The transcript has 6 exons. NCBI's taxonomy places the organism in Eukaryota, Fungi, Ascomycota, Dothideomycetes, Pleosporales, Dothidotthiaceae. The record is from RefSeq and is a predicted model, not a curated record. The coding region runs from base 78 to 1772 and encodes 564 amino acids. Gene Ontology annotation, molecular function: histone binding; nucleosome binding; DNA binding. Gene Ontology annotation, cellular component: FACT complex; nucleus.
CGGAUCCAGCAACCACACUACCUUCGUCGAGUCUACCAACACUUCUCUUUGCUCAACUCAUCAAGGCGAUCACGAAGAUGGAGGCGUUUAACGACAUCUACCUCAAUUUAUCGCGCAAGCCAGGCGCCACCCGAUUCUCGGACAGUGGCUUUGGCUGGAAGCCCGUAAACGGCGAAACCUACACUUGCGAUCAGUCACAAAUCAUACAAGCGCAAUGGAGCCGAGCCGCAAGGGGCUAUGAAGUGAAGAUUCUCUCGCGAAAUGACGGCGUAAUACAGCUUGAUGGGUUCAAGCAGGAGGAUUUUGAUCGAGUUAGCAAGGUCUUCAAGAGCUGGUACGGCAUCAAUCUGGACAGUCGAGAGCACGCCUUGCGAGGUUGGAACUGGGGUAAGGCAGAGUUUGGAAAAGCCGAGCUUUCAUUCAACGUCGCCAACCGCCCAGCCUUUGAAGUGCCGUACACAGAAGUCUCCAACACGAAUUUGGCUGGAAAGAAUGAAGUCGCAGUUGACUUUUCGCUUCCUGCGGACGCUGACGCUGGCGCAAAUGGAUCUCUUGGAGGUGCGAGAUUUCGGGGCAAGAAGUCAGCCGGAGCUCGCGAUCAGUUGGUGGAGAUGCGUUUCUACAUACCCGGUGUCGCCUCAAAGAAGGAGAAGAAGGAGGAUGGUGAAGACGCCUCUGGCGCUGAAGAUGGCGAGGAGCAGAACGCUGCCAAUUUGUUCUAUGAGACACUCAUGGACAAGGCAGAGAUUGGCGAAGUUGCAGGCGACACCUUCGCCACCUUCCUGGACAUUCUCCACUUGACUCCUAGGGGUCGUUUCGAUAUCGACAUGUACGAGAGCUCCUUCCGGCUUCGAGGCAAAACCUACGACUACAAAAUCCAGUUCGACUCCGUCAAAAAGUUCAUGGUACUGCCAAAGCCUGAUGAUAUGCACACGCUGAUCACGAUUGGUCUGGACCCUCCCCUGCGACAAGGCCAGACGCGUUACCCUUUCCUAGUCAUGCAGUUCAAGCGCGACGAGGAGGUCAAUCUCGCCUUGAACAUGAAGGAGGAUGUGUUGGAAUCGAAAUACAAAGACAAGCUGCAGUCACAGUACGAGGCGCCGAUUUCUGUUGUCGUAUCCGACAUAUUCAAAGGGUUGAGUGGUAAACGUAUCACCAAACCCUCUCGUGACUUCGUCAGCCACCAUGAGCAGUCGGGUGUGAAGUGUUCAAUCAAGGCCAACGAAGGUCAUUUGUUCUGUCUCGACAAAGCCUUCAUGUUUAUCCCUAAGCCGGCAACUUAUAUCAGCAUGGACAACAUCGCAUCGGUCACCAUGUCUCGUGUUGGAGGAGCUAUGGCGGCGAGUCGAACGUUUGACAUCACAUUCACUAUGAAAGGGGGAAUGGCAGAGCACCAAUUUUCCAACAUCAACCGUGAGGAGCAACAGCCACUAGAGAACUUCUUCCGUGCCAAGGGGAUCAAAACAAAGAACGAGAUGGCAGACGAUUCUGGAGCAAUCCUCGCAGCUGCACUCCAAGAUGAAGACCUUGCUUCUAGUGACGAUGGCGGUGUCGCGAAUCGCGGCAGCGCAGACGAAGAUGACGAGAGCGUUGACGAGGACUUCCAAGCAGAGUCCGAGUCUGAGGUUGGCGAAGAGUUUGAUUCGGACCAUGAAAGCAGUGGCUCGGAUAGUGACGCAGAGAUGCAGGACGCAAAUAGCGACGGUGGUCCGAAUGAGGAGAUGGAAGUGGCAGAGCGACCUAAGAAGAAACAGAAGGUCUCGAAAUCAUGAUUACGCACGCCACAUCCUCGUGGCUAGGGAGGGUUUACUGCAGGGGCCCAUAGCGGUGAGGCAAGUGGGAAUCCGAUAAUUUUCCGAUGAUUACAAAAUUCUUGAAGGUAUUGGAUGCUUGGACAUUUUGUGUUUUUGCUCGGAAAAUGAAAUCGGCGGGUGGCAUGCUCAACCACCUCAGCAUGGAGGUGCCUCCGGCGUUUCUAAUAAGCGGACAGUAUUGACUGAAACAUGAGGAGCUAGCAGGAAGGAUCAAUCCGGAUCUUCGACUAGCAUACUGCAAGGAAUGUGGCUCACCAAACGGUCCGAAGAUGUUACGCGAUUGCAGCAAGCAGAAAGGUGUAAAAGAUUGUGGCAAACUACGGC